Messenger RNA from Miniopterus natalensis, 781 nucleotides. It is a transcript of the gene PTTG1, whose product is annotated as PTTG1 regulator of sister chromatid separation, securin. Gene Ontology annotation, cellular component: cytoplasm; nucleus. The record is from RefSeq and is a predicted model, not a curated record. Lineage: Eukaryota; Metazoa; Chordata; Mammalia; Chiroptera; Miniopteridae. Gene Ontology annotation, biological process: chromosome organization; homologous chromosome segregation.
UCCAAUGAAACGUCGUCCAAGAGAAAUAGAAUUCCAGCCCUAGAUGUCAUUUUAACUAUUCCAGUAGCCAUAUUGAUAUAAUAGGAACAGUUAAUCCAGAAUGGCUACUGUGAUCUUUGUGGAUAAGGAGAAUGGAGAACUGGGCACCCUCGCGACUCCCAAGGACCGGCUGAAGCUGGGGUCCCGGCCUUCAGUCAAAGCUUUAGAUGGGAGAUCUCAGAUUUCAACACCACAUGUUGGCAAAAUGUUUGAUGCUCCUCCAGCCUUACGGAAGGCUCCCAGAAAGGCUUUGGGAACUGUUAACAGAGCUACAGAAAAGUCCUUAAAGGCUAUUGGACCUCUCAAACAGAAACAGACAACGUUCUCUGCUAAAAAGGUGACUGAGAAGACUGUUAAAGCAAAAAGCUCUGUUCCUGCCGUGGAUGACACCUACCCAGAGAUAGAAAAAUUCUUUCCCUUCAAUCCUCUAGAUUUUGAGAGUUUUGACCUGCCUGAAGAACACCAGAUCUCACGGCUCCCCUUGAGUGGAGUGCCUCUCAUGAUCCUUGAUGAGGACAGGAAACUUGAAAAGCUGUUACACCUCGGUCCCCCUUCACCUCUGAAGGUGCCCUCUCCACUGUGGGAGUCAGAUCCGCUGCAGUCUCCCUCAAGCAUUCUGUCGACUCUGGAUGUUGAAUUGCCACCUGUUUGCUAUGACCUAGAGAUUUAAGUUUCUUAGUGCUUUAUAGUUUGUAUGUAUUAAUAGUUUGUACUAAUAAAGCAAUUCUUUAAACAGACUCUU